Messenger RNA from Trichoderma atroviride IMI 206040, 740 nucleotides. RefSeq lists its product as uncharacterized. The record is from RefSeq and is a predicted model, not a curated record. Lineage: Eukaryota; Fungi; Ascomycota; Sordariomycetes; Hypocreales; Hypocreaceae.
CUCGAUCCAGUUCGAGCUGCUGCCGCAUUUCGGGGGUCGCAAAUCUAAUUCACAAAAUGGCCUCAACAACGACCAAGCAGUCCUACGUCGGGACGAGCAAGGUCGUCGAGACCAAGUAUCCGCUCAUCGACAACGACCCUCACUUUAAGCGAGUUGUCGGAUAUGCGCGAACCUCAGACUACGUAGCUGGAGCAGCUGCCGCGGCUUUUGCUCCCGCCGGACUCUACGCCCUCGAGAGACUCGCUCCUUCACAUGUUGGCAGAGGCGGUCUUGCCAAGGCCAUGCGCCUGGCCGGCUUCAUCGGUUUGGCCGGCGGUUUCCUCUACUUUUACCAGCGAUCAGCCCUCCGAUUCUACGGCGCCACCGAAAACGCAAGAGAAGUCGACCUGGACAUGCGGGAAAUGGUCGCCAAGGUCAAGGCCGGCGAGCCCCUCUACGGCGAGAGCAGGCUGAACUCGCACCUCCAGGGCGUUGCCGCCCGCCAGAGCAGAUACUCGGCCCUCUUCUUCAGCACGGUGCCCUGGUUCAACUUUGUCAACCACAACCAGCACGGCGUGGACACGGCAAAGUACUACCAGCAGGCGGAGAGGGAGCUGGAGGCGGAGCGAAAGUAGACGCGAAGGGGGAAGGAAGAAAGAAAAGAGACGAAGAAGACAUACUUGUGUAUAUUUUAGCGAGAAUAUCUACCAGUUCUUGCGGAGAACGAAAUAAAGAACAAAAAAAAAAUGUUUCGAAAUACG